AUGAGGAUUUAUCAAUGUCAUUUUUGUUCAUCACCCGUAUAUCCAUUACAUGGGAUCACAUUUGUGAGAAAUGAUGCCAAAGAAUUCCGUUUCUGUCGUUCGAAAUGUCAUAAAGCAUUUAAGCAACGUAGAAACCCAAGAAAAUUACGUUGGACUAAAGCAUUUAGAAAAGCUGCUGGUAAAGAAUUGGUGGUUGAUUCAACAUUAACAUUUGCUGCCAGAAGAAAUGUUCCAGUUAGAUAUAAUAGAGAUUUAGUUGCCACUACUUUGAAAGGUAUGAGCAGAAUCGAAGAGAUUAGACAAAGAAGAGAAAGAGCAUUCUAUAAGAAUAGAAUGAAGGGUAAUAAAGAAAGACAAUUGGCUGCUGAUAGAAAAUUAGUUGCUGAUAAUCCAGAAUUAUUAAGAUUAAGAGAAGUGGAAUUAAGAAGAAAAGCCGAGAAAUUAGCUGCUAAAGAAAAUGCCAUGGAAGAAGACGAAGAAAUAGAGGCUGAAGAAGAUGAAGAAAUGAUAAGUGAAGAUGAAGAAAUGGAAAGUGAAGAUGAAAGUGAAAGUGAAAGUGAAAGUGAACAAAAACGUGUUAAACAAAAAGUUAUUUUGAAAAACAAAAGAAAAUCAAGAAAUUAG
Messenger RNA from Candida dubliniensis CD36, 624 nucleotides. It is a transcript of the gene RLP24, whose product is annotated as ribosome biogenesis protein RLP24. Lineage: Eukaryota; Fungi; Ascomycota; Pichiomycetes; Serinales; Debaryomycetaceae. Gene Ontology annotation, biological process: ribosomal large subunit biogenesis. The record is from RefSeq and is a predicted model, not a curated record. The transcript has a single exon. Gene Ontology annotation, cellular component: nucleolus. Bases 1 to 624 code for a protein of 207 amino acids.